AUGGCUUCGCCUGAGAAUCCUACACAGGAAUCAGGCCUUGCCGAUGGCCUGGCCCCGUCUCACACCUACGUGCCAAACCAGGGAUAUGUGAACCCUGACAACGCCGACUCCGCUGCGGCGGGGCACGAACUGCCCAGCCAGCAAGAAGACGAAGACGAGUAUUACGACGAUAUUUUCGAAGAGGACUUGGACGAGGAGGACUUCCAAUCAUCGAAUCCCUCUGAUCUCACGAAGGCUUACAAUCGCCAACGCAAAUUGAACGACGUCACUGCCGACCCCAAUGCGCCGAAAUGGACAUAUCCCAAGACCAACACCCAGAAGCCGACAGUGAACACAUACGCAUCGGUCGACGACGAGGUUAAGUCACUGACCCGACAUGCGGCCAAGAUCAAGCUCGAUGAUCAACAGGCCGGCUUGUCGGUUCGGGGUGAACGCGGAGGCGACAGGGCGGACCGAGCAACCUCGGAGCAGGUGCUGGAUCCGCGAACACGCAUGAUUCUAUUGCAGAUGAUCAAUCGGGGAAUUGUGUCGGAAAUCCAUGGGUGUCUGUCGACUGGUAAGGAGGCCAACGUCUACCAUGCCAUUUUGAUCCCAGACGACGAGGACGCUGUCCAGCAGCACCGAGCAAUCAAGGUCUACAAAACGAGCAUUCUGGUGUUCAAGGAUCGCGACAAGUACGUCACAGGCGAGUUCCGCUUCCGUCAAGGGUACAACAAGAGCAACAACCGGGCGAUGGUGAAGCUCUGGGCCGAGAAAGAGAUGCGGAACUUGCGACGGAUCUACGCUGCCGGGAUCCCAUGCCCUGAGCCCAUCCACCUUCGCCUCCACGUACUUGUCAUGGGCUUUCUGGGUAGCUCGAAGGGCCUGCCCGCGCCACGACUUAAGGAUGUCGAAUUCGACGUUCCUGAUCCCGAGGCCCGUUGGCGUGCGUUGUAUAUUGACCUGCUGGGUUACAUGCGUGUGAUGUACCAGACCUGCCGGCUGGUGCACGCCGAUUUGAGCGAGUACAACAUUCUUUACCACAAGGAACGUCUCUACAUGAUCGACGUCAGUCAGAGUGUGGAGCACGAUCACCCGCGCAGCUUGGAGUUCCUACGCAUGGAUAUCAAGAACGUCAGCGAUUUCUUCCGUCGCAAGGGUGUCCUCACUCUUCCGGAGCGGACUGUGUUCCAGUUUAUUAUAUCCGUCGAUGGACCGAUGAGCAUCAACUCUGGGGCCACGGAAAUGACCGAUGCCAUUGAAAAACUCAUGACGGCACAUGCAAAUGCCGAUGACGACGAACAGGAGUCAGCGGACGUCGAUACAGCCGUGUUCCGGCAACAGUAUAUUCCGCAGACCCUGGAACAGGUGUACGAUGUUGAACGUGACGCCGAGAAGAUUCGUGACGGCAGCGGUGCAGACCUGGUGUACGGAGACCUGUUGGCUGCCAACAAAGACAAGGUCACCCCUGUCAAGUCCACCGGGGAUGACGAUGAUCUUGCAUCCGACGAGAGUGGGGGAGUGUCUGUGUCAGGAUCCGAGUCCGAUGGCAGUGAAGCAGAUGAAACCCCUCGAGAUCCCUUCGAGAAGGGCCCUCCGCGAGGCAAGCGUUUCGAGGACAAAGAUGCCAAGCGUGAGCACAAGCUCAAGGUCAAGGAGGAGAAACGUGAGCAGCGCUCGAAGAAGAUGCCCAAACACCAAAAGAAGCGUCUUGUGGCUUCAUCUUCAAGAAAGAAGAAAUAG
Penicillium alfredii is the source of this 1722-nucleotide messenger RNA. RefSeq names its product serine/threonine-protein kinase RIO1. The transcript has a single exon. Lineage: Eukaryota; Fungi; Ascomycota; Eurotiomycetes; Eurotiales; Aspergillaceae. The record is from RefSeq and is a predicted model, not a curated record. Gene Ontology annotation, cellular component: preribosome, small subunit precursor; cytosol. Bases 1 to 1722 code for a protein of 573 amino acids. Gene Ontology annotation, biological process: maturation of SSU-rRNA. Gene Ontology annotation, molecular function: ATP binding; protein serine/threonine kinase activity.